AUAGUUUGUUUUUUACGUUUAUUGAACAUCAUCAAUUCUAUUUAAAAAUAUUUAAAAUGCCGAAAAGGAAGUACGACGGCAAGAAAGAGGAUAAAUGGCGUCGAAAAAUUAGAAAAUACGAACAGAAAUUAAACAGAGAAAAUCGUCAUCGAUGUACCGAUGAUGAAGUUUAUCUGGAAUCGGACGGAAGGGCAUCUGUGUGGUCAUCCCCAGACCGCUCGCCCGCGUCUGCUACGGCGGCCGUGGUGGCAAUGGCGGAAGGUAUAUCUGCAGCCUCCGCAACGCCGAUAGUUACACCAGGCAACUUGGCGCCCUCUGCGCUGCCAUCGCCCGUGCCACCUGAGCUUUCAACGACGGGAGGACGACCACUGCAGCCAACCGACCCCACACUGAUGUUAACCCCUAGGGAGGCAGAUGCCAAUGAUAAUUCAGAGGCUCUGGUUGCGGACCCCGAACUUUUAAAGGCAUUAGGGGAUUAUGAGACCGAGACAGCCGAGUGGGGCCCUGAUAUAGUGGCGGACUUAGCAAAAAGAUGGGAUCCUAUACUCAGGGACGGUCUGAAAAAAGAAUCCCGAGAAAAGCUAAUAAAGGGAUACCUUCUUCCUAAAAAUUGUCCUUUAACUAAAGCUCCAGUGUUGAACCCAGAGAUAGCUGCUGUCUUAAAUGAGUCGGCAAGAAAUCGUGACGCAAGGGUUCAAAGGAAGCAGUCCCAAAUAGGAUGCGUCCUUGCUAUUUUGGGAAAGACUAUGUCAGGUAUACUGACGAAGUCCAGUGAUACUUCUGAAAUACUUCGUCUUCUUACAGACGCGACAAAGCUUCUUUCAGACUCGCAUCACUUGGAGACCGAAACGAGACGAUUUCUCGUCACCCCAAUGGUUGAUAAGACUUUUAUAGAGCCCUUCAAGGAUCGAAAACGGGACUGUCAUCUGUUUGGUGAAAAAUUAGGCGAGUUUAUUAAAUCUUCGCGUGGAAUACAGAAUACAGGAAAGUUAAUCCAAUCUGCAGCUUCAGCGAGCACUUUAAACUACAAGGGCCCGCCGUCACGCCAGCAAUAUCACCGCAGCGCUCGUGCGCAGUCAAGACGCGGCGGCGGGAACAAGCCGAUAUCGAACUAUCGCCGUCGCGGGGCAGCGCAGACGCCGGGGACGUCGCGCGCGCCGAAUGUGGCGACCCACCACCCGCCCGCUGUACCACGCCACAAGCAAGCGGGAGCAGCAACCACAGCCAACACGAAGCAGUAGCCUCACAGGUACAUGCAGGCCGCUUGAAGCAUUUUAUUCAAGCUUGGAGAAACAUCACCGAUGAUAAGACGGUCCUUGAGACCAUUUCUGGUUAUAAAAUUCCCUUUCUUAAAUGUCCUACGCAGCGUCCAGGUACAAUUCCAAAAUCAUCAUUCUCGAAAGAUGAUCGAUUAUAUAUUGAAAUGGAAUUGAAUCGGUUGGUACAAGCAAAUGUCAUACGUAAAUGUAAUCCAUCUCGUGAUCAUUUUGUUUCUAGCAUUUUUAUUAUACCCAAAAGUAAUG
Messenger RNA from Pectinophora gossypiella (pink bollworm), 1523 nucleotides. RefSeq lists its product as uncharacterized. Lineage: Eukaryota; Metazoa; Arthropoda; Insecta; Lepidoptera; Gelechiidae. The coding region runs from base 57 to 1241 and encodes 394 amino acids. The record is from RefSeq and is a predicted model, not a curated record. The transcript has 2 exons.